ACACGGACUGUACGGCAUCACGGCUCGCCUUGGGCCGCGGCGUCCCUGCCGCUAAUUUCUUCACUUUUAGUCGCCCUCGACUUGAAUCGAUUAUUGCGCUUUUACUAAUCCUCUCGCUUGUUCGCAGUCGUCGUCGGUGGUGAGAGGGGAGGGGAGGGGGACGAUGUCGGCUCCAGAACGCGAGCUGCAGCGCGACAACGGUUCUGCACACAACUGGUACCCAGCCAUCCCACAGCCUGGCCCCUACAAUGCUUACCCCUACCAGUCCCAGCCUGCUCACGCGGUGGACACAAACGGCCUGGUAUUCCCUCCCACGUCCUACCACCACCACCACCAUCACCACCCUCCAACUUCCGCACAGCACCCCUACGGGCAUCACACCAUGCCACCACUGACGAGUGGGCAGCCACCAGGGAGCCGAGCUCCUGUGGUGGUGGGGCAGUCGCCCCUCCCGGGACACCUCGCCAGUGCCCCAAGAGGCCUUCCUCCUCCCAUGCAGCACCGGAUGGCGGCACCCAAUGUGCAGGCAGGGGAACCGUAUGGACCAAGAAAACCCUCACAGCCUUACCCGGCCAUGCCUACGUCUCACCAACGUUGUCCUCCUCCUCCUCAACUGGCGACCACACGUGGCCCACCCCUCGAGCCGAAUUGCUACCAGAAAGGGCCCGCCUCAAGCUAUGGCUAUCAGACGCAUGCUGGGUUCUUCCAGCAAGUCCCGAACGUGACGGCAACGACCCCGUACGCUUUGCCGCCCCGCCACCAAGCGGCAGCAACGGCGGCGCCCGCCCCACGGCCGCCGGCAGCAGCAGCAGCAGCUUCGGCGACCCUGCGACCCCCAAGCAGCAAUGCCGCUGCUCCUCAUCGCUCAGCGCUGGAAACUGCUGCUUCUGCCUCCGGAACGCAGCAGCAGCCGCAGCCGCCCAGGAGCGAGGCCGACAUGACCACGAGACAACAUCUGCUAGCAGCGAACUUCACCGCCGGCGCGCAUCCACCACGGUCGCACGCUGCACCAGGCGUGGUGCCACCGGCCGCGCUGAACGCGCCGGACGCGGAGUCCAUGGGGCCCGCUCACUCAGCCGAAGCGGCGUUUACGAGUCAUCAAACGCACCUGAGCGCCGGCUAUCCUACAGGGAUGAGAGCCGUCAGCUCAUCAUACUGUGACGGCUCCGGCACCGCUACACCUUUAUCCUCCUCAUCUGCAGCUGACGACGACUCAGAUUCAGACGCUUCCUGCAGCAGUGACCUUCAAGAGAACUGUGGCUAUGAUGCCCUGGAGGAUGGUGGCUAUUCUGACUUGGAUGCUACACACACCUGCCUCGAUCGCCCCCCAGUGUCCAGCACCCAAAGGAAUCCACCCCAAGAAUCCAGCCACACGAAGCUCAAUUGCCAGCAGUCUACCUACUCGAAUUCGCCUGCACACAUUGGAAGGCCCGCUCAACAGGGCGGUUACUCCGGGCUGAGCGAGCUGAGCACACGUAUGCAGGGUCUCGCGCUGCAGCGCUCUCCGCGCGACUCCUCGGGGAUGCCCUACGACGACACGCGACCCGUCGACCUGCUGCAGGAGCGCUUCGUGCUGCCGCCCACGCCGACGCCCGCCCCGAGGCCCCGCAUCCACACGCACCUCAGCAAGCGCAACUGCAGCCCCGAGGUUCUGCGGUCCACGCUCGUGAACCUGCCCCAGUCGCCGGCGCUGCUGGCCAAGGCCAAGCUUCCCCUGGGUCUGGUGCUGCAUCCCUUCAAAGAUCUCGCGCAGCUGCCGGUCAUCACAUCGAGCGUCAUCGUGCGAUGCCGCUCGUGCAGAACGUACAUCAACCCAUUCGUCGCGUUCAUCGAUCAGCGGCGAUGGCGGUGCAACAUCUGCUACAGGAUCAACGACGCUCCCGAGGAGUUCAUGUACAACCCGGUAACGCGCAGCUACGGGGAGCCGCAGAAACGGCCCGAAGUGCUAAACUCCACCGUCGAAUUCAUCGCUCCCUCUGAGUACAUGCUGCGGCCACCGCAGCCGGCCGUCUACCUGUUCCUCUUCGACGUAUCGUAUGGCGCCAUCGACUCGGGAUCUUCCAUGGUCUGCGAGUCUCUGCUUGAAAACCUGGACAGGCUGCCUGGAGAUUCCCGUACCAAGAUCGGCUUCGUCACUUUUGACAGCAGCGUUCACUUCUACCAGAUGCACGAGAGCCUCUCGCAGCCGCACAUGCUGGUCGUUCCCGACAUCGACGAUGUGUUCAUCCCAACAUCAGAACAUCUGCUUGUCAAUCUGCAGGACAAGAAGGAGCUGGUGCGGGAGCUGGUGCGAGCGCUGCCCGAGCGGUUCCGGCGCACGCACGAGACGCGCAGCGCACUGGGGCCCGCGCUGCAGGCCGCGCACAAGCUCGUGGCGCCGACGGGCGGGCGCGUCACCGUCUUCCAAACGCAGCUGCCCAACCUGGGCCACGGCGCCCUGCAGUCGCGCGAGGACCCCAACGUGCGCGCCAGCACCAAGAAUGUGCAGCACUUGCGACCUGGAACGGAUUUCUACAAGAAGCUGGCCCUGGACUGCUCCGGUCAUCAGAUUGCUGUGGACCUUUUCCUGCUCAGUGGACAGUAUGCAGACCUGGCUACCUUAGCGUGCGUCUCGAGGUACUCGUCGGGCACGGUGUACUUCUACCCGUCGUUCCACCGCGUGCACACGCCUGUGCAGGUGGAGCGGCUGGAGAAGGACCUGCAGCGGUACCUCACGCGCAAGAUCGGCUUCGAGGCCGUCAUGAGGAUACGCUGCAGCAAAGGGGUGUCUAUCCACACGUUCCACGGGAACUUCUUCGUGCGCUCCACCGACCUCCUGUCGCUGCCCAACGUGAACCCGGAUGCCGGCUUCGCCGUACAGAUGUCCAUCGACGAGACCCUGACGGACACGACGCUCUGCUCCUUCCAGGCCGCGCUGCUCUACACAUCCAGCAAAGGCGAUCGUCGAAUCCGGGUGCACACGCUGUGCCUGCCUGUAGUGAACACUCUGGCCGAGAUCUACCACGGAGCAGACGUGCAGGCCAUCACGGGCCUGCUCGCCACCAUGGCGGUGGAGCGGUCGGUGACGUCCAGCCUGCCCGACGCGCGAGACGCCCUGGUGAACGCCGUGGCCGACUCCCUGUCCGGCUUCCGCUCCACAGUCUCCAACCUGCAGCAGGGCGGCCUCGUCUCGCCGCGCUCGCUCAGCCUGCUGCCGCUCUACGUGCACGCCCUGCUCAAACACACGGCGUUCCGGCUCGGCACGAGCACGCGCCUGGACGAGCGGGUGUUCGCCAUGUGCCAGAUGAAGAGCCAGCCGCUCGUGCACCUCAUGCCUAUGAUCCACCCACACCUGUACCGCAUCGACAACCUCAUGCAGCAGGUGACCAUGAAUAUCAACGACAAGAGCGUCCCACAGCCUCCCAUCCUCCAGCUGUCGUCUGAGCACCUCAACACGGACGGGGCCUUCCUCCUGGACUGCGGCAGCGUGCUGUACAUUUGGGUCGGGAGGAACUGCAGCAACCGAUUCAUCAAGGACGUCCUUGGUUUUCCCAACUACAUCUCCAUUCCGAACACAAUGGUCGAUUUGCCCGAACUGGACAACACCACGUCGGAGAGAACGAGAGACUUCUUGUCGUGGAUUCGAGAGCCAAGGCCCUUCCAUUCCACGCAGCACAUCAUCAAGGACGACAGCACCAACAGGACGAUCUUCAUCGAGCAUCUUGUGGAGGACAGGUCUGAGUCUUCGAUGUCAUACUCCGAGUUCCUGCAGCACAUACAGCGACAGAUCUGCAAGUAGGGAAUGGAGUUUCGCUGGUGCUUAUGGAUCCUUGGUAUCAGCCUCAAGUGGAAAAGCAGAGAUGCUUUUUUUUGUCAGCUGGUUCUUAUUUGGGUGCAGUUUUUUGGAUUAGGUGUUCUGUCAGAGCUCAUGAAUGUUGAUGUGGAAUUAACUGGUUUAACGGCGAGAGAGGCCAGUGGACUUGUUGUGGUGCUGCCUUUUAAAAUGCAGGCCAGUCGUCGGCAAGGAAUGGCAGGACCAUUGUGGGGCUCUGCACAGUACGUUUCGGAGCACAGCUACACCAGAGAAACGGUCAAUGCAGGAAUGUGUGUGUCAUCAACGUGUCGAUACCCUAGAGUCCAGACUAAGAUAUUUUGAAAUAUAAAAAAGUAAUUUGCUGAAUGCGCCGUAUUACAUAUGCUCAGAUCAAUUAAGUGGUCUUAACCUUGAAUGCAUCCGACACAGUUAAUUCCAGAAUUGAUGAGAACAUUCGAAAAAUGUAUCCAAAAAUGUAUCCAAAAAUGUAUUAAAUUGUUUCGUAACAACUUGAAUUGCUUGGCACAGCCCAUUAGGCUCAUCGCUUUUUGGAUUGAGGUGCCAUGUGUUUUGGCCUUGGGGCCAAAUACGAUUUCAAAAGCUGAUUAAUGUUGUUUUUUGUUUGUCAAAUGGCUGUGUUUUUGAGGAUGAACGAAUCCCAUGCCUGAUUUACUUACAGAUGUGCACGUGUAUAAUUUAUACUCACUGUUUCUCAACCCUUUCUCACGUGCUGAGUGAAUUUUCCUCUCUAAAAAAAUAAAUCCACACCUGGCAUUUUUUUUACCGUUAGUUGCAAUUAGCUUCUGUUAUGAGACCAUCCUUGCUCUCACAAGGCCGAGCAGUCUUUUUGUUGAGGUCUUAUUUAUUGAUCAUAUCGCAACGUGAGCUAAUGCCAGAGGACGGCCUUCGUUUGCUUAGAGGACCCCCGCAACAUUUAAGAUAUUGAAUCGUACAGAAAUGUGAAAUGUUCGUCUCAUUUUUAUACCGUAUACUUUUUUCUAUGAGUUAGAAUAAGCUAUAAAGUACAUAAGGAAAUAGCCCUUGCUUUGCUGGAGAGCUCGACACCAAACGGAAAAUAACCUCCAGCAGUAAAAUGGAUUUAAAGAGACUGCAUGUCUCAAAUGUUCAUGAUUAUAACAUGGCAGCGCCAUUUGAUGAAGUGUUUCAGUAGGUUCCAGAAAAAAGUCUUCAUGUGCGGUAGAAUCGUGUGCUUGUUCUCAACCUAAACAGGGAGUGUGAAUAAUGAUACAAGUCGAUUUAACUUUUUUCCCACCUAAGGAGAUUCGAUUGUCCUAACGAGACUAAACUUGAUUUGAAGCUUGCGUGACUGCAGGAAUUACUCUUUGGUUCUUUCGGUAAAGUCACUUGGAAAUAAAAUAAAAUAAAUAAUAGAGUACGACGUUUCGGUGGCAACACAAGCAACCGUCAUCAGGUAGAACUACAAUUGAGAGAGAGACACAACACAGACACAUAGAGACACACAACAUAGACACACAGACAUCUCUGUGUCUAUGUUGUGUGUCUUUCUGUGUGAGACGUCUCUGCGUGUCUAUGUUGUGUGUGUCUGUGUCUGUGUUGUCUCUCUCUGCUUGUGUCUGUCUGUGUGUCUCCGUGUCUGUGUUUUGUCUCUCUCUCAAAUUUAGUUCUACCUGAUGACGGUUGCUUGUGUUGCAAUUGAAACGUCCUACUCUAUUAUUUAAUUUAUUUUCUUUCUACGCGACUUUACCGAAAGAACCAAAGAGCCGAACGAGACUAGUUGAUACAAAUUUCCUCCAGCUGAAUGGACAGCUCAAUGGCAAAAGAUGGAUUUUUUUGCACGACAGUGCUAAGUUUGGAGAAAACUAUGAAACUUAUGGUUGUGAUUUAUGGCAACAGAGGCAAUCGCAGACGGUAUAAUUACAAUUCAGCUGUCGUGUUAAACCGUGGCUUAAGCGUGAGCGCAUAAAAUGAGGGCACUAAUCCUUCAAAGACGACACCACUUGAAUUGAAUUAUAAACACUACUUAAAACAAGAAUGAAGUAUUUUUUUUUACAAGAUGCACAUAUCUCUUCAGAGUGGGCUGUACCUAUCGAAGCGGCUAUUUCUAUUUCAUGGAACAAUUCUCAUAUGGUAUUUGUAGCACGUUUAAAAACAAAAAAAACACUGCACUUUCUUUAAUAACCCUGAAAUGGUGUACACAAGCAAUGCUUUUGUUUCUCAUGUGAUCUUCGUUAAGUGGCUCCACAUGACAUUCGAAGCUUUGUUUCCUCUAGAUGGCAUGCAUGGACUUAACUCUGGGCCCAGGUGCACGUGUCUACUAAGCCUAGUGAACGUGACUGACCAAAAUGCCAUGCUGUGGCUGCAUUUGCUCAUCAGAAAAUAUUAGGGGGGAAAACCAGGAGGGUUUAUUUAUAUUGAUCAGGUUUUCCCUGGUGACACGUUCCGUGGGUACAUAUUUUCUACACGUGCAGCCCAUUUUGUUAACCUGCUGCCAGAAAGGGCCUCCCCACCACGCACACCUUGAUGGCCCUGAAGGAUAUUGGUCCAUUCUUCACCACGCCGGUCAGUGCGAGUUUGUGCACUGCGGUUGCCCAUCCAAGCGCUAUCCAGGCUUAAAGCUUGCUUAGCUUCCCAAGUCUGGUGUAAUCAGGCGCAUUGUGGGCGAUUUCAUCACACAGGUGGCGCCUAUAUCUUGGGAGACAAAAAUAGGGCGAGGCUGCGAUUGGCGACGUCGGUGUGGACUAUCGUGUAAAUGUAACACAUUUGCCCAAAAAAGAACAUCAACCUGUGGGCAUAUCCCAACCCAUUGUCCCAAUGCUUUAAGCAUUCUUAAAAUAAAGCACAAACCUGCCAGUGUUUUCACGUUGUGGGGCCACCUCCGAGAAAACCACAGGCCCCGCCAAAAAAGUUCAUGAACAGUGGCAUAUCCUCACAUUGUCAUUCGUAGUGUGUGAGCAGUACCUCUUAAUAUUAAAUUGCAGAAGGAUGGCUUUUGCUAUGGGGCUCGAAUGCUUGACUGCAGGGGGGGAGGGAGUGAGACAUUUUUAACUUGAAGGAUGCUUUUGUGAUAUUCUCUCCGAGUGUAGUCCUUAUAAUCCACAGCCGUUCAUUGCUUUUGCCGACUGAUGGAAUACAAAUACUUGAUGUUUAGCAUUUCGUUAUACAGUAUACUGAAGCUUGACCAGCAGGGCAAAUACAUUAUAAUUAUAUUCAUCAAGUUCAGCGUUUCAUGUUUAUGUCUGUGUGUUUAUGCUUGUUGUCACAUUUAGAUGUUCAGUAUUUGAGUGUACUUGCAGUAUAUAAGGUAAAUGUUUUUUCCUUACUCUUGCAGGCAUAGCAAGCAGGGCUUGGCAUUGCACCUAAAGGGGCGUUAAACGGGCAGUUGUGGGGCGCACAAGACUAAUGUAACUGUGCCGGAGAUAAAUCGCUCAGAACGUCUGUGGUUCAGGGUUCAAGCCCUGGUUUUGGUAAGUUAAUCAAAAGAAACAGAGUCCAGACAUGUGUUUUUUUACACACGUUGCAUUUUAUUCUCUCAGAACCGUCAGAAACUUAACGAGUUCUGAGUAUAUUGUCACAAGUGGUUGAACUCGAUUUAUCGCAGCUCAAGUCCCCGAGAGCAAAAAAGUUACUUGAGUGUGGAAUUCUGUUCUAUUUAUAAGGGAAAGGCGUUCCUUGCAUAAGUGCGUAUUUUUGAUCAGUUUGAAAAUAACUUUUAAAAAAGUCACUAUCACUUAUACAAAACAAUUGGACCAACAGUGUUCCUUCCGUUCAUAAUUGUUACAGCAAAUGCUGUUCGUGAUUGGCAUCUGCUGUAGUAGCUUUAAAAUAACUGGCUCAAAACGCCAACGAGCAUGUAUGCUUGCUGGGUCUUACAUUUUUAACAGCUUGUGGUUUAUUGGACCAUCUUUUAAAAUGCAGUCUAAAACUUUUGCUUUAAAAUAGAUUUGUUAUUGUAAGUUAAACAAGCAAAAAAACAAUGAAAAUAAUCCCACACAAAACACUCUUGCAGUAGAUAUGUGGGAAAAGAGUUGUGAUAAAAACCAAAAAUGGGAAUUAACGAUCAUGGAACUCGUAAUGUGACCACUUUUUUAAUCCCUAUUUUCAGUUGCAUUCAAAGAAAAGCUGACAACUCGGCGCUUAAUCACCGGUAAGAAUAAGCUUAAACAACGUGCGGGAAAGCUGAUCAGCUCGUACUUAUUUAAACGAAUUUGGUCCCUCCGUGUUACCCGAGCCGGCUUUUUUUUGCACAACUUUUGUGCAGUUUACAUCGAACCUUGAGUUUAAGUGCCGCGUGCGACGCAACGAUUCUCACACCACAGCGAUCGGUCACCCCCCUCCGCCUCAAGCGCAGCCCUUCCAUCGCUGCCAGGAUGCACACUGCACACGUGCGGAGGUGAUGUGAGACACGCGCCUGGAGUGGUAGCGAUGGGAGCUUGGCUCAGGUGGUGGGGAACACGGUGCUCGCGGUUUGUGAACUACUGACCCAAGGUAACUUGUAGCAUAGUGUAACUAAGAGUGAAGGCUCACCGCGUCCUGUAUUUUACUAACGUGUCUAUUUACACUGGAGAUGUGAAGCGUUUUAUACAAAAAUUGUAUAGCGACAACCAGGUAACAUAUAUAACUUAUUUCCGUGUUUAAUCAAAAUAACAGCAGCCUGCUCUGUUAACUUGUUUCCUUUGAGCUUUCAAAUUAAGUGCAGAGUUUGAAUAGUUAGCAUUGGAAAGAUCGAUGGCAUUUGACAAUUGUUGAAAUAAAUAUUUUCUGGUCACGA
Messenger RNA from Lethenteron reissneri (Far Eastern brook lamprey), 8543 nucleotides. RefSeq names its product SEC24 homolog B, COPII coat complex component (gene SEC24B). Gene Ontology annotation, biological process: intracellular protein transport; COPII-coated vesicle cargo loading; endoplasmic reticulum to Golgi vesicle-mediated transport. Gene Ontology annotation, molecular function: SNARE binding; zinc ion binding. The record is from RefSeq and is a predicted model, not a curated record. Gene Ontology annotation, cellular component: endoplasmic reticulum exit site; COPII vesicle coat. Lineage: Eukaryota; Metazoa; Chordata; Hyperoartia; Petromyzontiformes; Petromyzontidae.